AUGAGGAGUGGAUCGUCAAGAGCUCUGGCUGAGGAUCUGUCUCCUUGCUUUCAAGGGAGCUCACUCUGGGCAAAUGACUUUCUCCCUCAAGGACUUGGUCGACCUUUCUCGGGCACUAUCGUAAGUGCUCUUGCUUUGCCAGUUGUUUCAAUCCUUGCUCUAACCCGAACCAUUGCUUUAUGGCUUACGCUUGUUACCACUUCUGAGCUUCUGAUCCGAUUCCAGCCUUUGUUGACGACCGAUGGGAAACUGAAAGCGGAUGGGCUGCAAAGCCAAGAUCCUAAAGCUAAAGGACAGGAUUCACAAUCCUCGAUAGCUACUCUCAAAGAGCUUGACUCCUUUCCCGACUUGACUGCUUACUUUACUUAUGAAUUGCCAAAACAAAGAGCUCCUAACCUGGAAUUGAAAGUUAUCCCCUUUUCUCUUACCUGGUACUUUCCUUUAUUUCAAGUGCUCAAGCUCUGGUACUUUUGCUCAAGCCAUACCAGCUUACCACCAGGAAGAGCUGUUCACGUUCCUAGAUCCAACUCGGGCAUUCCAACUCCAACUACGGAUUUGAAAUCUACUCUAUUCUAUGCGAUUUCAGAAGAUAUUCAAUUUCUGAAGGAACUUGAGAGGUCCCCAGGCUCGAUUCCUUGUUUGUUCGAGAUGGGGUACUUCGCAGCAAGGGGAUCGGGAAAGUGCGGGGAAGAGCGUGGUAGGAGCGAGUCGUCUGGAUCUUUGGAAUUCCCCUGUUGUGGAUUCGUUUUGGGAAGUAGACCAUUCUUCGAGUUGUUCUGUCGGGUUUUGCUUGGCAGCCAGUCCUCCUUCUUAGCGGGUUGGGAAAGACGGCAUAGUAGUGGAGUAUCUACCUCGGGUCAUCCCAGCAAGGAAUCGGGUAUUUCCCAGCCAAGCAUGCAAAGCGAUGGGAGAAAUAAAUUGCGUAAGAAAUGUACAGAUAAGGCACCUUGA
Molecule: messenger RNA, 951 nt
Organism: Striga asiatica
Lineage: Eukaryota; Viridiplantae; Streptophyta; Magnoliopsida; Lamiales; Orobanchaceae
Source: the annotation of a GenBank genome assembly